This is a messenger RNA of Glycine soja, 1526 nucleotides long. Its product is annotated as class V chitinase CHIT5-like. The coding region runs from base 151 to 1305 and encodes 384 amino acids. The transcript has 2 exons. Lineage: Eukaryota; Viridiplantae; Streptophyta; Magnoliopsida; Fabales; Fabaceae. Gene Ontology annotation, biological process: carbohydrate metabolic process; chitin catabolic process. Gene Ontology annotation, cellular component: extracellular region. Gene Ontology annotation, molecular function: chitinase activity; chitin binding. The record is from RefSeq and is a predicted model, not a curated record.
UCAAUUAAACUUCAACAAAUCUACUCCUCAUAAGAGUUUGAACGCAACAUUCCAACGCCACCGAAAAUAUAAAUACCCACCAUACAAUACCAUUAUGUCCAUAAAGCCCACAAGCUUAAAUAUAAAUACACGUUCAAUAAACCACUUCUUAUGAUAAACAUGGCCCUCCAAAGACUUAGCAUCACACUCCUUUUGGUUCUAUUCAUGAGUCUCCAUUCUCAAGCUAGUGUUGAGUCUUCUAAUUGGAAAUAUGCACCAAACAUUGGAAGUGUUAGAGCUGCGUAUUGGCCUGCGGGUGAUGACCUUUCGCCCUCUUCCAUUGACACAAAAUACUUCACUCAUAUCUACUAUGCCUUUAUCCAACAAGACCCUCAACUUUUUCACCUUAGUGUCACCGAAUUUGAUGAAAAAUGGAUACCAAAAUUCAUCGAUGGACUCCGCUACCGUUACCCGCCGGUGAAAACUCUCUUGUCGAUUGGAGGAGGUGGUAGCAACUCAACCGCAUUCUCCCUCAUGGCUAGCAACAAACACACACGACAAGUGUUCAUAAACUCCACCAUCCACGUGGCGCGCCAAUACGGGUUCAAUGGUCUCGAUUUAGAUUGGGAGUUCCCAGAUGAUGAACACGAUAUGUCGAACCUUGGUGUUUUGUUUCAAGAGUGGCACCAAGCUUUGGUGGUGGAAGCAAAAAUAAGUAGAAAACCGCGGUUGCUUUUGACAGCCGCAGUUUACUAUGCUUCCACCAUCAAACUCAUCGGUGAUGGACCAAGAUCAUAUCCAGCCCAAGCCAUUCGGAACUACUUGGAUUGGGCAAGUCCUAUGUGCUUUGAUUACCAUGGGACUUGGGACAAUUUUACAGGCUUUAAUGCAGCAUUAUAUGAUCCAAAGUCCAACAUAAGUACCCAAUAUGGGAUCGGAUCUUGGAUCGAAUCGGGUGUGCCCACCCAAAAGUUGGUUAUGGGUUUACCGUUAUAUGGUCGGGCAUGGGCGCUCCGAGACCCGAACGUUAAUGGGGUUGAGGCAGAAGCAGUUGGGAAAGCCACGGAUACAGAUGGUACUAUGGACUAUGAUGAAAUUUUGGUGUUUAACAAAGAGAAUGGUGCCACUGUGGUGUAUGAUGAUGUAGCUGUGGCUUUCUACUCUUAUGCGGGUACAACUUGGAUUGGGUACGAUGAUGGGCCAUCCAUAAAGAAAAAGGUUCAGUUUGCAAGGUUUACGGGCUUGAAGGGCUAUUUCUUUUGGGCUGUUGGGAAGGAUAAGGAUUGGACCAUCUCAAGACAAGCUUCAAAUGCAUGGAGACACUGACGGCUAGCUACGCCGAGUUAUUUUUAUUCAUAUUGUUGUUCGACUUGCUAGGAUUUUACGUAAGUCAGAAUUUCAUGUAAUCCUCAAGCCUUAAUUGAUGAUACAGAAUCCUCAUAUUCGGAGUUGUGGUGCCACAACAUAAAUAGGACUGUAACAUACUUGAAUACUUUGAUUAUGUACCAAUAAUGAAUAAAAAAAAAAUAUUUCGAAUUCCAUCAAAA